UAUUUUUGUGUACGGUAUCUGAAAUUCAAUCUUGGGCAUUAGUCGAGUGUUUUGGUGGAAGUAUCGAGUUUUCACGGUUAUCAAUAUGUGAAAAUUAUGAUAAUGUUACUUCAAAGGUGUAUGAAACAAAUUCCCCGUUUUUUUUUUUUUUUUGUUAAUCAGUAUGUUGUAGGUGGAAUAAAAAAUCGAGUGGUAUGUAAUUUCUAAAAGGCAUAAAGAAGUAACUUCGCUCGUUUAAUUGCUCAAAAAUAUUUGCUUUGUUUGUGGAUUGAUUGAGAAUGAUUGGGCAGAAUACUUCUGAAUGAAAAGAUUUGACAAAGAAUAUAAAAGAGGAAAAAGAACUCGGUGAUUUUCACCAUGAAGCUUCGGGACAAAGCAAUUUCUAUGUUGAUUAUUAUAUCUACUUCAUUAUGUCAUUGUGCUGAUCAUUUCCAAGAAACACUUCUGGGCGCCGUUGGAAGUGGUAAUUAUACGUACUACUGGUUGCCGCAACCUGGCAUCGUUAUUUUAAGUCUACUAUCACUUGAGGGUGAUGCUGACUUGUAUGUAUCUUCAAAAAAUUUAAAGCCAACCUUUGACAUUGAAAAUCAUGAAUUACAAUCGACUACUUGUGGCAUCGAACAUAUUAAAGUAUCAGCUGGUUAUGAUCGUCCGUUGUCAAUAGCAGUAUAUGGUCACCCUUCACAUGAAAUAAGUUUGUAUGAACUAAAAAUAGAUGUUUUUGAUUCUGUAUCGGAAGCCGAUGUCUACCCUGAUAUAAAUCCAAAGGAAGUGAAAAAAACUCAGUUUAGUAAACCUCCACCAACUCCAAAUUUACCCGGAAAAGAGGAAUCAGAAUACGAAGAAAGAUCAGUGUUUUGGACAUUGUUUCUACAUGUGUUACAAGUUUUACUUGAUUUACUAGUAGAUUGACAAAGUGCAAUGCAUAAAUAAAAGUGAUUUUCGAGCUUAAAAUUGAAAGUUUUUAGUAGAGUCUCAAUUUGCUCAUUGUUAAUAGGUAAUCAUUGCAGUUUGUAUUAAUUUGAUCUGUUUUUCAUUCCAGAUUAAACUUUUAAUUUUUUAUCAAUUCUUACAUCUAA
Molecule: messenger RNA, 1079 nt
Organism: Uloborus diversus
Lineage: Eukaryota; Metazoa; Arthropoda; Arachnida; Araneae; Uloboridae
Product: UPF0669 protein C6orf120 homolog
Exons: 3
Coding region: 358-912 (184 amino acids)
Source: RefSeq, a predicted model, not a curated record